Nicotiana attenuata is the source of this 1692-nucleotide messenger RNA. RefSeq names its product F-box/FBD/LRR-repeat protein At1g13570-like. The transcript has 4 exons. Bases 216 to 1529 code for a protein of 437 amino acids. The record is from RefSeq and is a predicted model, not a curated record. Gene Ontology annotation, molecular function: protein binding. NCBI's taxonomy places the organism in Eukaryota, Viridiplantae, Streptophyta, Magnoliopsida, Solanales, Solanaceae.
AGAUAUCAUAAAGAUCAAAAUUAUAAUUUAUCAAUAACUGGCGACCAAAAGUGCUAGUACGGAACAAUAAAAUCCAAUUUCCAAUCAAAAUUAGAAACCGGUCGUUUGUUCUCGUAUCUAUAAAUAUUCAUCAGUUUCUGAUGUUCAAUUUCUGUCUAAACCUAAUUAUUUGACGAUUCUCCAGCAGCGAACUCCUCAACUAAUUCAGAGUCGCCAUGAUGGAUAUCUGUAAGAGACUUGCGGUUGGAAGGGACAAACUCGAUAGGUUUAUGGAUCUUCCUAUUAAUGUCAUACAUCAGAUUCAGGAUCACAUGUCUAUUGAGGAUGCCGCAAGAAUGAGUAUUUUGUCUAGUGGUUUGAGAUAUGUUUGGGCUUCAAACCCAAAGCUCGUAUUUGGUGCACAGUUUUACCUAAAUAGAAAGCUACCCGGCAAAACAGACAUCAUUAGUACUAUUGUCUCGCAGCACCAUGGAGCAAUUAAGACGUUCUACUCAAUAAUACAUUCUCCUCAGCACUCAGUUGUUGAUGAAUGGAUGCUAUUGUUGUCAGGAAAUGGUCUCACUGAUCUCACCCUUAAUAACCUAAAAGAUGCCAAGGCUCCAUAUAGAUUGCCUUCCUGUGUGUAUGGUGUGGAACUUGAACGGUUAGACCUGUGGAAUUGCAUUUUCAGGCCGCCAUGCAGUUUUAGGUGUUUCCGCAAGAUCAAAACGCUUGCACUAAGGCAAGUGUCCUUUGAAUUAGACGUUGCAACUUCUUCCCUCUGGAUGCCAAACCUUGAGAAAGUGUUAUUUAUGCAAUGCAGCGGUAUUCGUCACUUGAAUAUAUAUGCACCAGAACUUAUAACUUUAGUUUUCUUUGGCUGUGGCACUGACUGCCUUAAACUGGGUCCCUUCAUGGACUGUGUGAAGCUGAAACUUUUUGCAAUUUCAUUCGAAGAAGAAGUUUCACAAAACAGACAAGAUAAAGCAGUGAAAUUGACAAAUCUUCUCAGCAGCUGGCCUAACAUUACUUUGCUUAUGCUGGACCGGUACUUCCUCAAGUUUUUUGCUUCUGGUACUGGAGCAGAGAAGCUUCCCGCGAGCCUCAAUAGAUUGAGAGUUGUUAAUUUUCACAAUUACGAUUUCGAUGGUGUAAAUCAAAUAUUUCCCCUUCUGUGCAUCCUUAGAAGUUCUCCCAAUUUGAAGGCACUUACAUUUCUUUUGUGCCAGAGGAAGGAGGGUGACAUGGAAGUGGAUCUAAAUCUUCUUGAAGGACCACACUGCAUGACACAGGGACUCGAUAACCUUCAAACCUUUGAAAUAAAAAAUUUCCAUGGUUCAAGAACGGAGUUGCGCUUUGUAAGGUUUAUACUUGCCUCCGCUCCUUUACUCCAAAAGCCCAUCUUUUUGGUGGAUAGAAGUGUUAAUGAAAGCCGAUCCUCAGAAAUCAGAAAGAAGUUGAUGCAGUUUCCUCGGGCAUCUCCUAAAUCGGAAAUAAUAUACAAACAAUACUGUUGGGAAGAAGAAGCCAGGCGAGUUCUAGUUGGUUGAGAUGGCCGGACCCCCUUUCUCAUUCUUCAUUAUCUUCUUGCCUUAUGUCUGUUUUAGUGACUAGUGUAGAGGAUCCUAUAUUUCAUAUCUUGAAUUGCAUAUCAGCCUUGGAUAAUUUAUACUUCUGAUUUUUUAAUUAUCCAAAAAUUUUAAUUUUGGUUCU